Messenger RNA from Fusarium pseudograminearum CS3096, 528 nucleotides. RefSeq lists its product as uncharacterized. The coding region runs from base 1 to 528 and encodes 175 amino acids. Lineage: Eukaryota; Fungi; Ascomycota; Sordariomycetes; Hypocreales; Nectriaceae. The record is from RefSeq and is a predicted model, not a curated record. The transcript is spliced from 2 exons.
AUGGCAAUCGUCACAACUCACGUAACACUUUCAUGCCGGAAGAGGGAAAUGCCCUCUUUCGCUGGCGUCGCUGGCGCAAACUCGAACAAGAAGCGAAAGCUGACAGAACCUGCUCCGGCUGAGCAGCUGAACAACAACUCACAAUUGCUUGUCGCCAAGACCACACCAUGGGCAGAUCUACCGCAGCAGGCGACAUGUCUUAUUUUAUUCUUUUUUGUCGUAGCAAAAAUGUCCAGCACUAGACCAAAACCAACGACUUCUCCACAGAUGACCAAACCUCCAACACGGUCAAAACUUGGAUACGUCAAAAUAACAAAAGCUCUCGCCAACUUGGAUAUACUCAACUCGGGAGUGCGGGAAAUACUGACACAGCUUGAUGGGUUAAUUAAGACGGCGGAGGAGAUAGACUGGCUGCUAAAAGGAGAACCAGGGCUUGCUCGUUCCGUUGGACGAACAAAAGAGGUUGGUCAAAUGGUGAUCGACUCAAUUCAAGACAGGUUGGCGUUUUUAGAUCAACAAGAAACAUGA